Branchiostoma floridae (Florida lancelet) is the source of this 1804-nucleotide messenger RNA. Its product is annotated as alpha-N-acetylgalactosamine-specific lectin-like. The coding region runs from base 10 to 666 and encodes 218 amino acids. The record is from RefSeq and is a predicted model, not a curated record. The transcript is spliced from 3 exons. NCBI's taxonomy places the organism in Eukaryota, Metazoa, Chordata, Leptocardii, Amphioxiformes, Branchiostomatidae.
CAAGAAGAUAUGCGCCAACUGUCCGCCACUGUUGACGCCUUGAAGCGCGACCAAGACGACCUGCGCCAACUGUCAACCACUGUUAACACAUUGAAACGUGACCUAGACGACAUCCGCCAACUGUCAACCACUGUUGACGCCUUGAAGCGAGACCGAGACGACAUGCGCCAACUGUCUACCACUGUUGACGCCUUAAAGCGCGACCUAGACAGCGAGCGCAGCCGAGUCACCGCCUUAGAGCAGCGUCUUCAAGAAAUGCCAUCUUGUCCUACAGGCUACACAGAGUUCCGUGGAAUCUGCUACAAGGCCUUCUAUACAGAGAAGACCUUCAGCGAUGCGGCCGCGGCCUGUCGUGAAGACGGUGGCACCCUCGCCAUACCCCGAGACGCUGAGACCAACGCCUUCCUGAUCUCCCUGCACAAUGCCGUGAGCUACAGUGGUCACUUCUGGUUCGGCCUGCACGAUCGGCGGGAAGAGGGAAGCUUUGAGUGGGUGGAUGGUUCUGCACUUGGAACGUACAGCUCCUGGGCUCCGGGGCAACCGGACAACCUUAGGGGCGGCGAAGAUUGUGUUCUUUACUCUUUCUACUGGAACGACAAGUGGGCCGACAGUUCAUGUGACAGGCCGUUUCGUUUCAUAUGCCAGGCUGUUCCAGGCCGUCCCUAGGCGACAGGCGGAACUAUCUCCACCACUGUAAACCGGCCCUCUGGAAAUCUGCAAUAAACUACUAGCCAGUAAAACAUUUUUUUUUGGCCGUAUUAAGUUCAUUCCUGUUUUGGCAGCGUUUCCUACAAAACGAUGAACUGACAGCACAGACAAACCGUAAUCGCUUAAAAAGCUUCACUCAAGACAUGGCCGCAAACCGGCUCUCUGGACGUGUCAAGUAAAGAAAAAAAUUAAACUACGAGUCACUCAAACGUUAAAAUGUAGCAAUGGGCCCGAACAGCACUUUGUUACCAAUUUUUUGAGUAGUAAAAUGACGCACGAGAAAGAAUAAAUAAGCACCAAAGCAGUGAGCCAAUACUACUAGUACAAUUUAGACACGUCUCACUUCUCAUAUAUAUUGCAGAGAAUGUACCUAUAUUAUUGGCAAAAGGUUUUACUUUGGGAGUAUUCUAGAAGUAGAAAGCUCCUGGUUUUACCGUAUCCAAGCCUUAAUUUUGUUCUUCACAUAGAUUUCAGCUUUGCUAAGAAUCAUAUAUCUUACUCCAGGUUCUUGUUCGGAUUGUGUGAAUGCUUGGAGUUUUACAUAUGGAUAAAGCAAUGGGCCAUGAAAACAACACGUUAACUUACAAGUUUGUUGAGUAGUAAAAUAACACAUGAGAAAGAGUGAAUGCCAUGAUGCAUUACUGUGUAACUGUAGACACGCCUCAUUUCUUAUAUGUAUUGCAGAGAAUGUACCCAUAUAUUUUUGCACGUAGCCAGAAGGUUUUGUUUUACAUAGGGAACCUAGAAAGUGAUAAGGUCGCGGUUUUGCAGCGUCAAGUGCAUUAAUACUUCUAAAUCUGAUGUUUUGUAAAAACACGGACACGGACAAAAUGCAAGCGCUAAAACAACUUCAUUGUUUUCAUAGUAGACUGACUACUCUUUGUUGUUGUAGUAAACGAGGAAAAUGCCUCAUACCAUAACAACCUAGUAUUUAUUGAUGGAAGCUUCUUGAACAAUUUUCAUUACAAAAAUCUGGCAUACUGUGCACAUGUGAAUCUGAACCACUGAAGAAGCCAUAUUGAUGAAGCCGAUCUGUACAUGUGUGGCACUAAAUUAAAGUUACCAACAGGAACUGUGGCUCCGACUGUCUAAAGGA